ACAUGUUCCGCAGUGUCGUCCCGUCGCCCUAUCCGGGAGCAAGGGAAAAGGAUCUGCAGUACUGCAAAGUGGAGAGUGAGGAUGGGAGGGGGAGCACGGAGGAAAGAGCCACCGCACCACUGUUAAAUUCCGGUAGCGUAAGGAAGAAGGAUAGAGAGAGAGAGAGUACCGACGCAUUAUUGCAGUAUAGUGGCACCGCGCACAUACGCGUACUAACUACCGCACUAACCUACAAUUCGACGUAUGCGAGGAGCGCUUGCAGUCGCAUUUUCCGAAGAGGAUAUAAAUGACGGGAUUUAAAUGCAUCGAGAAAUAAACCCAGGACCUCAACUGAUCUCACCACAAAUCAAAUAGGGAUAUUUCAGGAGACAACUCCUUCGACCGUAUUAUAUUUUAAUUCCCUGCCAUACAAAACAUUCCUUUUUUUGUUCGCCUUAUUCAUUGUUAGGCGUUGUUUGCUGUUUUGUAAGUUAUCACGUGGAUCUGGGGAAAAACCUUGAAUGUGGAUUUAAAAGAAGAGGCGUUUUGCACGGCGAUCUUUCACUUUUGGCUUCCCAUCCAGCUGUUCGACCGGGGUGAAUUAUCGUCCGACGCGCGUCCCAAUAUUGCGGCACUUUCUGCGUUGAUCAGCAAAUACAUAGUACCUCCUCUUAAAGAAAAGAAUCAAUCUUAAGUCUAAAGAUAAAUAUCUUAGAGUUUUUCGCUAUAAUUUCUCUGAAUUGAGCUUUCUUUCUUUCAUUCUUUCUUUUUCUCUCCAUCCCACCUCGCUGUCAGUGAGUCUUAAACAGCUGCAAACGAGAUGUCUGCUCCAGCUCCAGAUGCUGCUGCCCCAGCCGGUGCUCCAGGAGCCCCAGGGGCUCCAGGAGGAGAAGGAGGUGCCCCAGGAGGUGGACCCCCACAGGCUCCCCCUAACCUCACCAGCAAUCGCAGAUUACAGCAGACGCAAGCACAGGUGGAAGAGGUGGUGGACAUCAUGCGUGUGAAUGUGGACAAGGUCCUGGAGAGAGACCAGAAGCUGUCAGAGCUGGAUGACAGGGCCGACGCACUGCAGGCUGGGGCCUCCCAGUUUGAGAGCUGUGCCGCCAAGCUCAAGAACAAGUACUGGUGGAAAAACUGCAAGAUGAUGAUUAUAAUGGGAAUCAUUGGAGUCAUCGUGGUUGGGAUCAUUUUCUUAUACUUCUUCUAUUGAGUGGGACCAUGAGAAGAAGGAUAAAUAUGCAAGAGUGACAACAGGAGGGAAGAAAAAAAAGAAAAGCCCAUCCCCCAUUCCCUCUCGUUUCUCUCUCCACACAGAAGUCUUCCAUCCAGCCAUCUUGCACUUAAAUGUGACAGUAGUGUGUAGAUUUUAAUAUCUUUGCUCUUUCCCUGCCCUCCUUCCCUAUCUUUUCUUGGUAUUUUUCUCUGCCUGUGUGCUCCUUGCUCCCUCCGUGCUCUAGCGCAUUUCUGGAAGGGUCCGGGAGACAUGCACGUGUGUCGCAGAAGGGACCCAAGGCAAGUCUAAAAGAGAGGGAAGGAGGAGAUGGGGAGCAUUUGUGAACCUCGGAGGGAAACAGUGCUUCGGUUUUUUUCGAAUAGGGAAUGUGAUCAUAGAGAGUGUGCAGGGAAACAGAGCAGGAGAUAUAGAUUUUUUUAGAAGUUUUUUUAAAUCCCAAUAACAAUGAAAGCUUUGCCAUCUUACCUUUUGAAAGCUGCCUGCAUUUGUAAUUCGACAUGAGCAUACCUAACAACCUUCCAGUUCUUCCUUCUAUUACUGCAACUAUUAUUACUACUAAUAGGCUACUAAUACAGAAUCUCACUUAUGAUCAUUUUGUUGUGUGCGUGUGUGUACUUGUGAUGCAAAUUGUAACUUGUAGCUUUUACAGAUAUAGUUUGCUCUAGGCAAUUUUUUUUAUCUCCUUUCUAUUUGAUUUAUAGUUACCAGUGUUCUCUCUCCAAAGUUUGACUAUAAGAUUAUGUCAGCUUUAGAGUGAUUGCAGAGUAUGACCCAGACCUCAGCUCUGGCUACUACAGACACACUUCAGUGUUUAAGCUGAUCUUACAGACCGUAGAUGGUGACGGGGAUAGGAAGACAUGCACAGAGACUCUACCAGUGACACUGACAAUCUGCUUUCAUUUACUGGUCUGCCUUUGCUAUACAUUCAGACAGGCAUGCACUAUUUUAAUCACUCUGAUGAAGACUGAAGUUCAAAUGUAUAACAUGUGAAAUGUGCCAUUCUGGAUCUGUUUGGAUUCAUUUCUUAUAAAUAAGAGACAUUGUGGAACAACCGCAUGGUGGAAGCAAGGGACACACAGAAGAAUAAGUGAGGAUGUAUUCCUCCAGCUGAUAUUCAUACCGGAGACUCAGUGGAAAUCCCCAGUGCUGUCCACGUCGGGUCAAUUUGGUCGUGUGCAUACGUUUUCUUGUGAGUGAAGGGGAAUCAUUAUUCGCAGUAAAUGAAAAAAAGAUCUUAUCAAAAUUGUUCUGUUAUGCAUCAAAUGUUCAAUUAGUCAAAAAAGAAGACAUAAAAAAUAGAUCUGAAAUGUGAUAUCUAAGAAACUACUCACGAAACAGCACUGGGAACUUGUCAGUUUUGAUGUUGAAUUAAUCUCACUGCAAAGAAAAAUGGUUCUCCUAAAGAAGAUGAAACAAUAUCAUGCAUUGCAAAUAAGACUAAUCUGAGAUAUGUACACAAAGAUCCAUUUGCUAAAUGGAAAUUGAGGAGGUAUCAAAGAUGAGUCAAACUGAUCAAAUAUUCCAUAAAACAUUACAGAACUAUGAUGUGAUUUAUUGAUUUAAUCGCAUGCCUAUUUGCUUACCACUUUUGCUGAAGCCAAUAAAGAAUCAUCAUCAACAUGCA
Molecule: messenger RNA, 2837 nt
Organism: Paramormyrops kingsleyae
Lineage: Eukaryota; Metazoa; Chordata; Actinopteri; Osteoglossiformes; Mormyridae
Product: vesicle-associated membrane protein 1-like
Biological process (GO): vesicle-mediated transport
Cellular component (GO): membrane
Source: RefSeq, a predicted model, not a curated record